UGGCGCAAUACCUCUUCUGAGCACUUGCGUAUACGGACCGAAAAGAAAAGAAAAAAGCACCCCCUAAACGAUAAAGGAAACAAAAGCAUUAGCACUUGGGGAACUGAAUUGUCUCAUAAUACCAUAAUAUUAUAAAGCCAUUAAAAAAUUUAUAUAGAGGAGAACAUGCCGUUUAACCAACACCACCACCACCGGCCUUCCGCCUUCGCAGCCGGCGAACCCCCGGACAACCAGCUACCCAGCAACCCGAUGGACGCGGAGUUUUCCAUAGCGCCGGCGCCCAUGGAUUCGGUUUUCCCGCAGAGGUCCGCCUCGAGCUGCUCGUCGUCGCCCAUGGACGUCUCCUUCCCGGACCCGUUCCCCAGCGAAUGCAGCACGGCGGCACCCCUGAGCCCCGUCCUCAGCCCUACGACCACUACCAGUAGUACUGCUAUUACUACUACUGCUUUUCCAACAACGGCGGCAAGCACCUUCGCCAGCGCGGCGACAUCCACAUGGACAUCCUCCUCCCCACCCCAACCGGCAGCGGCCCGACUCCCGCAGCCCUGCCAGGCCUUCUCGGCCCACCGGCGGCAGCGGCAACAGCCGGACAACCCGCUCCUGGCCAAGAAGCUGCGGGAGAUGGCGCUGCCGCUGGCGCCGCUGGUGCAGCUGACGACGGGGCGGGUGCACCCUGCGUUCCCGGGGACGCUGCUGGGGUUCUGGCUGCUGACCGAGGGGGAGCUGGAGGGGCUGGCGCACUUCUACCACCAGCGGACGCCGUGCCGCUGGACCAGCCACUACCCGUGCCCCGUGGCCUGGGACCCGGCCGCCGGGACCGAGGAGAAGCGCCGCCGCAUCGGCCGCUUCAUCGGGCUCAGGGGCUGCGAGACGCCGCCGCCGCCCGUGGCCCAGAGCACCGAGGAGGAGAUACUCGACGAGGCCAGGAGGGCCAGGAAGAGGGAGGAGGAGGAGGAGGUCUGGAGGAGGAAGCUGCCUUGGUACUGA
Molecule: messenger RNA, 987 nt
Organism: Truncatella angustata
Lineage: Eukaryota; Fungi; Ascomycota; Sordariomycetes; Amphisphaeriales; Sporocadaceae
Exons: 1
Coding region: 166-987 (273 amino acids)
Source: RefSeq, a predicted model, not a curated record